This is a messenger RNA of Culex quinquefasciatus (southern house mosquito), 1007 nucleotides long. It is a transcript of the gene Vps37B, whose product is annotated as vacuolar protein-sorting-associated protein 37 homolog 1. Gene Ontology annotation, biological process: protein targeting to vacuole; ubiquitin-dependent protein catabolic process via the multivesicular body sorting pathway; protein targeting to membrane. Gene Ontology annotation, cellular component: ESCRT I complex. The transcript has 3 exons. NCBI's taxonomy places the organism in Eukaryota, Metazoa, Arthropoda, Insecta, Diptera, Culicidae. Bases 162 to 857 code for a protein of 231 amino acids. The record is from RefSeq and is a predicted model, not a curated record.
GUCACUCAAAACAAGAACGAAAAUAGAAAAAUAUUUGCCUGGCCUGCGCUGCGAAAAACAAGCAGGAAGAGGAACGUUAAUUGUUUAUCGAAUAGUUCUGGGUGUUGUUGUUGCAGUGGGAAGAAAAAAGUGCUUUCUUUGUUCCGGAACACAAACUUCAGAUGUACCAACAGUAUUUAAAUCAGGCGGUGCGGACGCUGCAGAAUCUGUCCUCGGACGAGCUGAAGGAUCUGCUGAACGAUGACGACAAACUGGACGAACGGGUCGAUCAGGCCGUCCAAUCGCUGGAAUCCGAGAAGGAUCUGCUGCUCGGCGAGAACCGCAGCCUGGCCGAGAGCAACCUGGAAAAAGAGCCGAAAGUGAUCGAGCUGCGGUCGCGCGUCAACGAUCUGUCGGAACAGGGCCGGGCGCUGGCCACGUCCGUUCGCCAAAAGUCAGAUGAUCUGAAAACCAAAUCGGGCAGCACAAACCCGGACACGGUGCUGGCCCUGCUCCAGACGGCGGCCGCCGAAAGUGAGGAAGAGUCCGAGCAGAUCGUCAAGCAGUUUCUCGACAACGAAAUCGCCAUCGACGUGUACCUGGACAAGUUCAUGAGCAGUCGCCGAACCAUGCACAGCCGCAAGCUGAAGGCGGAAAAGAUGACGGAACUGGUGCGAAACGGGCUCAGUGGCAGCGCCAGCAGUCAACAGCAACCGUUACAGCGUCCUAGCUUUGGCAGUCCUUACCCGCCGCCGCCGGUGCAUGCCGGAUCCGGGUUCUAUCCGCCGAUGCCGAAUGCCGGAGCGGUGCCGUACCCGCUGGGACCGGUUUCAAUGCCGAUGCCGGGAAUGCCCCAGUGGAAUCGACCGCCGUACUAAUCGAGGGUUUCUUUAGGGAUUUUGCACUCAUACAAACACACACGCGCAUGCCGAAUUGGGUUGGGAUGUUUUACGUAUUUAAGAGAAGAGAGAUUAAUGUUUGACGCUGAUUUCAAAAUUUGCUCGGAAAUAAAGUUUAUAUCACUGAGC